Lasiodiplodia theobromae is the source of this 1548-nucleotide messenger RNA. RefSeq names its product Amino acid permease protein. Lineage: Eukaryota; Fungi; Ascomycota; Dothideomycetes; Botryosphaeriales; Botryosphaeriaceae. The transcript has a single exon. The record is from RefSeq and is a predicted model, not a curated record. The coding region runs from base 1 to 1548 and encodes 515 amino acids.
AUGGCAACCCCUCCAGAUCUCAGCCUACCGCCGACGGCUCCAGUGGAGCGCUGCCGCGACGAGCCCAUGUCAUUGCUCCCGACUGCUCUCUACACUCUUGUUGAGCUGUCAGAUGCCGAGCUAGAUGAGCUGCAGCGGGAGUGCGAGUCUGAGAUCCCUGAUGCAACUCCGGGCGACAAUGUACGCCGCCCUGCAGAUACGCAAGCGCGCUUCGUGGGAAGCCCUUUGCGCGCCGUCUACGACUAUCACCUCGAGCUCGGCCCUCUGCACACCUUCGAUCCCAUCUACUUUAUCGUAGCCACCGAUAAAGAAUGGAAGACGAAGGGUGUGUUGCUCGUCACCCUUGAUGAUGGCAACGUUGAUGAGCCUGGCUGCAAGACCGACUCGUUCUUCAUCAAGGCUGGUGACGCCGGACUGACUGUUUCCAACCUCCAAAUUGGAAACUCGGACUGGUUUGAAGAGAAGGAGUCUUACGAGAUAGCGCCCGGUGGAGACGACGGUGACGAUGAUGAUGAUGACAACAACAAUGGAUCCAAAGACAAGGACACGGCGGGCGACGACAGCGAAGGCAACAGCGACGACAGCGGCCCAGACCCGCCGCCAGCCCACAUCAAGCACAUUGACACAUUCGCCCCGCUCUACGUCGUCUCCGGGAUCGACGCGGAGAAACUAAUCUACAAGCUCGAACCCGGCUCGUCGCGCAAAAAGAAGCCCGAAACCGACUAUAUCAUCCGCUGGCAAGCCACUCUGACCCCACAAAACCUCAGCUUGGCCCACAGCUCCAACCCAAUGACGCCCCCUGAUCCAGCCGUCACCGCCGACCUCGUUACUCAAGCUUGCGCCCGGCACCCUGCCCGCUGCCGCAAGAACCCGCGGCUGAACAGGACGCAGCUGCUUGUCGCCGACACGCCGCACUACGACGAGCACGGCCUCGCGCUGGUGCAGCUUUCUUGGGACGAUGGCAUCACCAAGCCUGCCCACUACCAGCGGAUACCGGCCGAGGAAUACGCAGGCUUCCAGCAGCGCUAUCUCGACGCCACAGGGUCACAUCGACCGAAGCACCCGCUCGUCCUCAUUGUCGAGCCGGGCGUGGGGACAGAGGGCCACGCCAUGGCUGGCAGACAGGCGCUAGAUCCAAGCUGGCGCACGCGGGGCGAGCACGACAAGCGGGUCGUGUACGCGCCGCCGCGCCGAGUGGUACCGGGCCGCGUGAAUGAGAGGAUCCAGUGGGAGAAGCUGCACGAGGCGGCGCGGUGGUUUCCAUGGGUGUGUCGCACGCGGCGGUUUGAGCCGGCGCCGUUGGUGCAGCGGUUCUUCGUGUGGGUCGACCACGCGGAGCUGGCUGAAAAGGGAAUAGUCGUGGUUGUGCGGGUAGACUGGGAUGGAGACGUGCAUCGGUCAGACGAGGAGCUGCUUGCAUUGGAUCUUGAUGGAAAGGUAGCAACGCUGCGGGUGCCAGCGGGACAGGCUUUGGAUCUGAUCGAGGCUGCUACGGUUGGAAGGAAUAUCGAGGGGCUUAGCAACGAGGCAGUCGAGUUUUUUCACUGA